Pleurotus ostreatus (oyster mushroom) is the source of this 7236-nucleotide messenger RNA. It is a transcript of the gene NPS6, whose product is annotated as Non-ribosomal peptide synthetase. The coding region runs from base 1 to 7236 and encodes 2411 amino acids. Gene Ontology annotation, biological process: secondary metabolite biosynthetic process; amino acid activation for nonribosomal peptide biosynthetic process. Gene Ontology annotation, molecular function: catalytic activity; phosphopantetheine binding. Lineage: Eukaryota; Fungi; Basidiomycota; Agaricomycetes; Agaricales; Pleurotaceae. The record is from RefSeq and is a predicted model, not a curated record. Gene Ontology annotation, cellular component: cytoplasm. The transcript has 14 exons.
AUGGAACCGCUGCACUACUUGAACGGCUACAAGCUCGUUGAAUGGCCUGACCUAUCCGGCCAGCGUAACCCUUCCCGUACCCUUCACAGCGCAUCGGCGACGCUGCACUGGAACAGUGAUUGGCCAUCGUUCCACCCCAUCAUUGUUGCGGCCAUUGGUCGGGUGGUUGGGGCUUAUUGUGGAGUGUCAGAUGUUCUCGUCGGUUCCCGGCUAGAGGCUGGACUCAAGGUGAUUCGGAUUCUGUGGGAGGAUACGACAUCUUGGGACGAAGUGGUUGCCUCUGUGCAAGCUCAGCUCAGCAGAGCAGGUACAACAGAGCAGGAAGAACUCGACGCUACUAGGAAGGCUUUGGAUUUGGACGCCAACCAAAUGCCCUGCUUAGCCCUGUAUUCACUGUCGUCGCACGUGUCGGAACCGGACGACUUUCCAUUCUCCAUCUCAUUCGAUUCUACGCACUCGUCACUAGAGCUCACGGCCUGGGAUACAACGCUACAUCCAUCGUUUGCGCCCCUCAUGCUCAACCAACUCACGUCAAUCCUUCAAGACGUUCCGUCUCUCACUCCCACACUCAUUCACAAAAUAUCAGACCUAUCUCCAAAUCUUCUGUCUUUAUAUGAACCCAGUACAUCAAGAAGGGAUCCACCUCCAGCAACAGCCAUGGAAUUUCUCACCGAACAAGCGGAGAAGUCUCCCGAUUCUACCGCUUUCUACUGGUGCCCUAAUUCUCCAGACUCUCCCGUCUCAAUACAACCAUCGGAUUCUAUGACCUACCGCGAAUGGCACGCUCGCAGCAAUCAGUUCGCCCGCUGGCUUCUCAAACGUGGCUUGCAAAAAGAGGAUAGAGUUGCAGUUUGUAUGAAGAGGGAUCGCCACUUCCAUGUUUCGAUUAUGGGUAUUAUGAGGGCUGGUGGAUGCUAUGUCCCGAUUGAUCCCGAACUCCCGGAUGAACGCAAGAAGUAUAUCUCGUCAGAUUCGCAAGCUAUAUUUGUCUUGACCUCCAAGGAUUUGACAUCCGUCUCACUUUUUGACUGCGAAACCAUCUUCGUCGAGGCGCCUUCCAUCCAACAAGAAAUAUCCGCCCAGCUCGACGACCGUAUUUGCGUUGCAUCCUUGGAAUCUCUAGCAUAUCUCCUGUACACAUCUGGGACUACGGGGAACCCUAAAGGAUGCCUGAUAACUCAUGAAGGCCUUGUGGAAGCGAUCUGGGCCAUUAGUCGCAUUGCUACCGUAGCCCCUUUUGAAGAAGGCGAGGACGCCUGGGAGGGUCGCUAUCUAGCCACUGCUUCGAUCGCGUUUGACGUCCAUUUAGCAGAGGUAUUCGUCUCCCUUUCCCUCGGCACGCCACUGUACAAUGUUCCUCGUUCGAUCUUGCUGGAGAAUCUCUCUUAUUAUGUCGUGCAAUUCGGUAUCACGCAUCUUGGCAUCGUUCCAAGUCUGAUGGAAGCGACAUUAUCUGUGGCACAAGAGGACGGGGACCUUGAUAACAUGAAGCUUCGGUACAUUUGCAGCGGCGGAGAAAAAGUCACAGAUGCAAUUUUAGACAAGUGGGCUAACCACCCUAGAUUUCGACUCGCCAAUUUUUACGGGCCAAGCGAAGCCACAAUUGGAUGUUGCGCAAGGUAUAUGGAUGCCUCUACUCCAAAGUCUAACAUCGGAAAAACCUUUGACAACGUAUCCGGAUAUGUCGUAGACGACAACAUGAACAUUGUCCUCCGAGGUGGCGUAGGGGAACUAGUCGUUGGUGGACCAUUGGUCGGCCGGGGCUAUCAUGGGCGACCCGAUCUCACAAACAAGGUCUUCCUCACAUGGCCCAGGAGUGGUCAGAAGGCGUAUAGAACAGGGGAUCUCGUUCGCAUGAUGCCGGAUUCUACCUUUGAGAUUUUGGGCCGCGUUGACACGCAGAUCAAGUUGCGAGGUGUACGCAUCGAAUCGGAGGGAAUCUCGGCCAUUAUCCGCAAAACUGCUCCGCCUUCCGCUGGGAUCAACCUCGAUGCGAUCACAAUUCUCGCUAACCACCCCAAGAUUGGGACCGAUCAACUCGUCUCCUUCAUUGCAUGGGAUCCAACCAUAACUAUCUCCACGCGAAAAGCUAGUUUACCUUCGAUAUCAACCCCUCCUCAAGGCUUGCUUGAGAGCAUACAAUCCGUAUGCGCGGCAGAAUUGGCGAGUUACAUGCGCCCCAGCCACAUCGUUCCACUGCAAUUCCUCCCCUUGAGCAGCAAUGGUAAAGCAGAUGCCAAGUCGCUCGCUAGUAUCUUUCGCGGCUUGGAUUUAAGCACGCUUGCCGGCUUAGCUUCCCGUUGCGAAUCGGACUACGCGUCUAGGACUCCUCAUCCCGACCCACCAGCAUCGGCCUUACCCCAACCGCCAACCUCCUCUUGCGUUGAUUCAUUUUCCCGUCUUUGGCUGCCUACCAUCUUGCGCGAAUAUCAAGGAGACGACAUCGAGUGCAUUCUCCCCGCCCUCCCUGUUCAAGAAGGCGUGCUCUCUCGCAGUGCUGUAGACAGUACUUUGUAUGUUCAGACGACAAUUUUGGCAUGUAAGCCUGAGACCUCUCUCUUGAAGCUACAACAGGCAUGGCAAACCGUUGCAUCUCGUCAUCAAAUCCUCAGAGCGGUGUUCUACUUUGAUCGUUCUCUCGUGCAAAUCAUCCUGCGACCAGGAGUUUGUGCUCUACCGUGGGUAGAAAAGCCGAUGCCAUCGAUCCUAGAGUCAGAUUUCGCAGAAUGGUUUGCCGAGCACGAAGCCGAAGGCAUUGCCCGCUAUCUCAACGAAAACAUGUCUCAUAAACCUUUGUUCCAACUUACGGCAUUCACAUCUCCCUCGUCACGCUGUCAUCUUGUACUUUCACUCCAUCAUGCGCUUUUUGAUGGAUCAUCGUUACCGAUCCUGUUUGAAGAUGUAGAACAGGUUUACCACGGCGAAUCUGUCAACUCUCCGACUCCUUUAAAAGCCGUGCUCGACACAAUUGCGUCUGUCGAUCUCGUGAGGGCCGAACUCUUCUGGCGUUCUAUGUUCGAAGGCUUUUCAUGGCCAGCACCCCCUUUCCGACGCACCACAUCGACGAAAUGCGCGGACUUCGUUGUUCCCUUCAGGACUUCUCUCUCUGAGUUUCGCAUUAUGGCAGCUCAAGCGUGUGUCACUCUUCAGACACUUCUCACGUGUACAUUUGCGACACUUCUCGCGCGAGUGUACGGACGGGACGACAUUGUUUUUGGAACUAUUCGCUCUGGGCGACUUCAGGCUUCGGAAGGGAUCGAAUCAGCGAUUUGCCCAUUGAUUGCUGUUCACCCGAUCCGAGUCAACCCAUUACAUACAGAUACGCUAUCUCGUACUCAAAACGCCAUUGCAGAAGCUAUGGAGUACGAACACGUCGGUCUUAGCCAAAUACAAACAUGGGUACGGCCAGGCCUCCCUUUGUUCGAUGCAGUCUUUUCCCUGGCCAUCGAAGACUCAUCAAAUCCCCGACUCUUUGAGAUAGUUCAGAGGAAGAAUCCCAUCCCCGACUUUCCCCUUGCAGUUGAAGUAGGCCUGAAUCCAAUUCAUGAUACGUUGGAGAUCAAAGCUGCCUGGCUGUCUGAGGCCGUCGAUGGGCAAUUUGUAAAGGAGCUGCUACGCUCCUUUGAAACAGUGGCAUCCUCCGUAUCUCACCUACGAACCCAAGGGAUGCCCUUACAAACCUUGACAACUCCCACGGCAACCUUAUCAACAGGCGGUGCUACUUUGUCAAUGCCUUCGCUCGCUGGUCGCGACCUACCGCAGAUGAAUAGACUUCGCUCUUUGAUCGCAGAGUUUUUGAAUUUGAAGGAGUCAAUCUUACAAGACGAUACUUCGCUUAUCUCGCUUGGCCUUGACUCUCUCAAGUCAGUUGGACUGAGCAGGACCCUUCGUCAGGCAGGUUUAGGCAUUUCUGCCCCCCAGCUCAUGUCGAAUCCGUCUCUACACCAAUUGGUUCCACUCCUUAUCCAUUCCGGCACAUCCAAUGAUGUCUCCUCCGAUGGCAACGUUCCACGCCUACGUCAUGUCAUAGGCGACUUCCUGAACGUCGAUCCGUCGCUCCUUAAGCCGGACGCAUCUCUGGUUUCUUUGGGUCUCGAUUCUCUGAAGUCAGUGGGCCUCAGUCGCACUCUACGACGGGAAGGUUUCCCCCUCUCGGCUACCCAACUCAUGUCCGGUGGAUCUCUGUCAAACUUGGUGGCACUCCUCGAAUCAAAGACCCCGGCAGAAACUCCCAGCUCUAUAGGUACUGACACCCAGGCGCGAGUCUGUCCGAGCUUAGAUAUCAACGAAUUCAAGCUUUCACCAAGCGACUGCGUUACUGCGUAUCCAGUUACAGAGCUACAAGCCGGGAUGUUGUCACAAACGAUUUCUUCUUGCGGACAUCUCUAUGUACACGCCUUUCCCCUUCGGCUUUCUCAGGACGUUCAAGUAUCCUUACUCGAAGCUGCUUGGAAACGUGCUGUGAACGUGCUGUCUAUUCUUCGCACAUCAUUCCAUUUUUCAGCAGACGACGGCGUGUGGUGUCAAGUCACUCAUUCUCAAGAAACUCUCGAUUGGUCCAUAGACUCAUUCACUACCGAAAUCGAUUAUUCCAACAAGGUUACUGCCCUAAUUACAUCUCUCAACCUAAUCGACGAACUUUCGUUCCGGCGACCUCCUUUCCUCAUCCGUUUAUAUUCUUCUUCCUCUGCCCCGCAUGACAAUCGACUCGUCCUCGUCAUGCAUCACGCUCUUUACGACGGCAUCUCUUUGGCUAAACUUAUGGAGACCGUUGCCUCAUUGUACGAAGAUGCGGAAACUCUAACGGUCGUCCAAUUCACCGACAUUCUUCCAAUUCUCAAGGAACAUGAGACAUCGGGCACCCGCUUCUGGGUCGAAAAGCUUCGGGGCUUCAUCAAACAAGAUCUUCCACCAAAGCUCCCCCGGGCAGUCAACUCGCCCGACACACCCCACCUGAUUUCGGAAGUCGUUAAAUUCGAUCCAUCGCUUCUAGCUUCGGUGCUCAGCCGACUACUGAUUACCGUACAGUGCAUCGCCCAAGCAGCUCUCUCGAGGAUGCUCCAUGCCAAACUACAGAAUCUUGAUGUCCUCUUUGGCCAUGUUGUAUCCGGGCGAGUCAUUCCAGACGCUGAAGAGGUUAUUGGCCCUCUCCUGAACACAAUACCGUGCCGGAUACAAAUGCUCGAGACUAUGCACAACGCCGACCUUUUGAGGGACAUCCACGCUUGGAACAUUGCCGCUAUGUCAAAGCAACAAUUCUCGCUACGAUCUCUGCAGAAGAGUCUUGGCAUGAAGAGUUUGUGGGAUGUCCUCUUUGUCUUCCAACCUCUUUCGCCACCCUCGGCCCCUUUUGAGAGGCUGUGGAGAUUCGACACGUCGAUGGGUGACGAUGCAAAGGUCCAGUAUCCCUUGACCGUCGAGGUCCACCAACACUCGGAUCAUUUUGUCAUCAACGCGGCAUGUCGCUCCGAAUACAUGAGCUCUGGUGAAUUGCGGAGCGCCGUUCAUCAAAUGGCCGAUUUCAUGACCAACCUCAUCGCUCGGCCAGAAGAAUCGCUAUUCAACAACACUCGAUCUCUACAGUUACCGGCGACUAUCAGCAGCACUGAAGACCAGUCGACGUUAAUUCAGCUGCUCAGGGCAUUGACAGAUUUGCCUGCUGACCAAGUUACCUCCCAGACACCACUCGCUGCUCUGGGGAUCGAUUCAAUCACCGCUAUUCAGUUAGCGGCACGAUGUCGCAAGCACAACAUCCACAUAUUAGCCAGCGACAUCUCAUCAAGUAACACGAUCGGAGAUAUGAUAGCAAAAGUCUCGUCGCCACCUUGUUUGAGAUCCAAGCCAGACGUCGACAUCGCGAUACCAACUCCUGAAGCCGACCUUAUCGAGGCUCAGCUAGGGCUCAGAGGAUCUAAUUCUAUCGAGAGAAUCACCACCAUUUCCGCAGGAAUGAAGUGGCUUAUUGGAGCAUGGCAGCGGAGCGAAGGCACUAGGUUUCAGCAUGUUUUCGCAUAUCGACUUCCGCCAACUGUAGACGCGGCCAAGCUACGCGAGGCAUGGUUUACGCUGGUUCGCCGUCACGAUAUCUUGAGGUCCACCUUUGCUUGUGAAGAGGAUUGUGCGGAACCUCGUUUGGUGACGUUCAAGCCCGACGCCAUCAAUACUCACUGGUCACAGGAACACUAUCCAUCUCGAAAUUUCUAUCGCUGCGCCUUGGAAACGAUCAAAAGCCUCGUCGUGAACCCGCCUGACUUGAAUACACCACCAACACGUACUUUCCUUCUCUCUUCAGCAAGAUACAGCUACCUCGUCGUGCAACUUCAUCAUUUCCAAUACGACGCGUGGAGUUUGCAGCUUCUGAUGGAAGACCUCUCUAACAUAUACUACGGCCGGGAGCCGACUGUUUCCUGCGAUUUGCGCUCGUUCCUAGUCCACUCCACUCCGGACAGCGAUGUGCUAGAGGCGCAGAAAUCGUACUGGCGGCAAAUGUUUCCAUCCACCUUCCGACCUGCAUACUUCCCUCGCCAGAUACGCUCGUUGGCACCAGUGAAUAAGCGGACCAUUUGCACUGAGGUAUCGGCACUUGCAAACGCAUCACUGUGCGAUUCCCGUGCCCGAGCGCUGGGGGUCUCUCUCCAAGCGAUGUUCCUCGCGUGCUGGGCUGAAUUACAGGCACAGUAUACAUCCCGGCCUGACACCAUCUUUGGGCUGUGGCAUUCAGGCAGAAAAGGCGCGCUCGAUGGGAUAGAGAGCUUGGCUGUCUCUUGUUUGAAUGUGCUACCCUUACGCCUUGAAGGCGUUACUGCCCGCAGUAUUUUGAAGACAGCACAGGUCAUCGAGGUGGAGCUUCAACGGAGGACAGCUGCCAUCGAACAGAGCGAUUUAUCGAACAUCGAUGAAUGGGUUGGGGGCAAGCGCAGAGCCCUAUGCAAUGUAUACGUCAAUAUCGUCAAGGUGGCCCCAGAUGUUACCAAGGAUAACCCUCUUGUAGAACCAGUCCAUAUCCCGUACUGGGUCCCGGAUGCCUUGCAUCGCAGCGAUCGUGGUGAUAUUCCCCGACUAGCUGUUACUGACCUUAUUCGGGAUGAUGUGAUGAUCGAUAUCGUCACUGUCGAGGCGCAGAACACCGUGUUGAUGUCUGUGGAUGCGAGUGCAAGUAUGAUGGGUCAAGAGCAAGCAAAAGAGGUCAUUCAGCGUUGGGCAAUUUUGGUCAAAGGGGCUUUGGGCUUGGUCUGA